Messenger RNA from Anolis sagrei ordinatus, 2744 nucleotides. It is a transcript of the gene CAMKK2, whose product is annotated as calcium/calmodulin dependent protein kinase kinase 2. The record is from RefSeq and is a predicted model, not a curated record. Lineage: Eukaryota; Metazoa; Chordata; Lepidosauria; Squamata; Anolidae. Gene Ontology annotation, biological process: positive regulation of protein kinase activity; intracellular signal transduction; protein phosphorylation. Gene Ontology annotation, molecular function: ATP binding; calmodulin binding; calcium/calmodulin-dependent protein kinase activity. Gene Ontology annotation, cellular component: cytoplasm.
GCAGGCUGCUCAAGGUCAGCUUGCCCUGUAGAGAUAAGGAUGUUUCUCUCCUGGAAUGCCUGGGAAUGUGUUCCUUUGUGAGGAUGGGGGGGAUCUUUUCCCCCUCUGCCUGAGAAAACGUCAGCCUUUUUUCAGAACUAGGGAGAAUAUAUAAAGAUCAGGAAACAUGAGGUCCAAGUGGUGUAUGCUGGACCUUUGCCAGAAACCCUGUUGAGGGGCUUCUAGUUAAUUGAGCACAGCCUGGUGAACAGCCAUUGUGAGAAAGCACCCCUUGCUUCAAUCGGAGGAAGGAGAACAGCUGGGCGCAUCUGGGCCGCGGAGGGCGGGUUGCGCGGCUCGGAGAAGAGCCUGAAAGGAGCCGGCCGAAGGGAAGCCCCAGGGAAGGAGAGGACCAAGGAGAGGACUCCGGCGAAGCGGGCUGGCCCUACCCUUAGGCAGAGCAAGGCGCUUGUCAUGAAAGGGCCAAAAAAUGCAUCUGCCGGCGUUGGCUGCUACGCCACGGAGCUGGCAAGCGCAUCAUGACAACAUGGGCCUCUGAUGGGUCUGCUGCCGAGACGCUUGUUUUCCACGAUGUGCCAUUCCCCCCGAGUUUGGAGUCUCCUGACGUCCCGCUUGGCUUUUUCCUGCUGACCCUUCACUGCGCUGGGAGAUGGAUUCCUUUGUGGUGGUCACAGAGUACAAUCCGGUGUCUGGUCCCCCGCAGAGUGAAUUGGAGGAUGAAGAGCCCAUGGAGCCAUGCGAAGAGCAGCUGGAGGAUUCUGGAGGACUGGGAGCAAAGGGCUUUCUUGAAGAACCUCUUGGGACCCCUUCGAGAGAGGCAAGGGAGCCCCGUGGCAAACUCAACCUUUCGAGUCGCAAGCUCUCUCUCCAGGAGAGGUCUCAGUCGGUCCAGUCGCCCGGGGGCAACGCGGGAGUCAACGGACGCUACAUCUAUCCAUCUCUCCCAUAUUCUCCCGUUACGUCGCCCCAUUCUUCUCCCCGUUUGCCGCGGCGGCCAACCAUCGAAUCGCACAGAGUUUCCAUUACAGGUUUGCAGGACUGCGUGCAGCUCAACCAGUACACCCUGAAAGAUGAAAUUGGAAAGGGCUCCUAUGGAGUUGUGAAGCUGGCUUACAAUGAGAACGAUAACACCUACUAUGCAAUGAAAGUCCUUUCCAAAAAGAAACUGAUGAGACAAGCAGGGUUCCCGCGCCGCCCUCCCCCUCGUGGUGCCAAGCCACCCCUGGAAGGCUUCUGCCAACCCAAAGGGCCCAUUGAGCAGGUCUACCAAGAGAUUGCCAUCCUGAAGAAACUCGACCACCCCAACGUCGUGAAGCUGGUGGAGGUGCUGGACGAUCCCAGCGAAGACCAUCUGUACAUGGUGUUUGAGUUGGUGAAAAAAGGGCCUGUGAUGGAAGUGCCGAACCUCAAGCCUCUGACAGAAGACCAGGCCCGGUUCUACUUCCAGGACCUGAUCAAGGGCAUUGAAUACUUGCACUAUCAGAGGAUCAUCCACCGGGAUAUUAAGCCUUCCAAUCUCUUAGUCGGAGAAGAUGGGCACAUCAAAAUCGCGGAUUUUGGUGUGAGCAACGAGUUCAAAGGGACCGAUGCCCUGUUGACCAACACGGUGGGCACACCGGCGUUCAUGGCUCCAGAAACCCUCUCGGAAACCCGGAAAAUAUUUUCUGGAAAGGCUCUAGAUGUUUGGGCGAUGGGGAUCACGCUCUACUGUUUUGUCUUUGGACAGUGCCCUUUUAUGGACGAGCGGAUCCUAAGUUUACACAGCAAAAUCAAAAGCCAGAUGCUGGAGUUUCCAGACCAGCCAGACAUUUCAGAUGAACUGAAGGAUUUGAUAACAAAGAUGCUGGACAAAAACCCCGAAACCAGGAUCACCGUCCCAGAAAUUAAGGUGCACCCCUGGGUUACCAAAAAUGGAGCAGAACCCCUGCCCACCGAAGAUGAGAACUGCACACUGGUGGAAGUGACAGAGGAAGAGGUGGAGAAUUCGGUCAAGCACAUCCCAAGCUUGGCCACGGUGAUCCUGGUCAAAUCAAUGAUCAGGAAAAGAUCUUUUGGGAAUCCGUUUGAAGGGAGCAGAAGAGAAGAGAGAUCUCUGUCCGCGCCAGGCAAUCUGUUGAUGAAGCAAAGCAGCGAAGACAACCUGAAGUGCAUCAGCGACUUGCCAAAUGUGGGCGAGGAGGAACUGCUUUCGUGAAGCUUGCCAUUUCUGGUGGCGGCACAGCUGCUAGUCCCCUUCUGCAUCAACUCUUUUAUAAAGAACGAGUCUGGGGAGUAAGAGCACUGUGAUGCCACAAGAAAGACCUCCAGCCUUUGGGGGAUGCUGGGAUUUCUUACAAGAGUGGAGCGUUGCGCUCGGCUUGCUGCAGUAUGCUGUACAAACCAGACUCCGCAGAAUCCAUCCCUGGUAAUGGUUGCCAGAUGGCGUCCAACACUGAAAGGUGGGAGACGCAAGCGGGCCUGCUCUCGGACGCUGCCUGGAGGGAGUGUCACACAGCUGUUGCCGCUCAGGAGCCACUAAGAAUGUCUGGUGCAGCUUUGGCUGGCAAAAAAAGGGGAGGGGGUAGACCUUUGGCAAAGGCAAUGGCUUGUAUUUGCAGAGCUCCUUCAAAAUGCCACUUUUUGGCCUGCUUGCAACUUGCCAGAUUGCCCCGCAUCUUUCCUCACUUUGGUGUUUGUUAUGCCCCGUUCUUUGUAUGGAUGUUUUUUCUUAUUCCUGCAUGGAAAUACAGCAGACAAAUGUGCCA